Messenger RNA from Manihot esculenta (cassava), 1873 nucleotides. Its product is annotated as double-stranded RNA-binding protein 1. The transcript is spliced from 3 exons. Bases 395 to 1462 code for a protein of 355 amino acids. NCBI's taxonomy places the organism in Eukaryota, Viridiplantae, Streptophyta, Magnoliopsida, Malpighiales, Euphorbiaceae. Gene Ontology annotation, cellular component: nucleus. The record is from RefSeq and is a predicted model, not a curated record. Gene Ontology annotation, biological process: rRNA processing; regulation of gene expression. Gene Ontology annotation, molecular function: double-stranded RNA binding; ribonuclease III activity.
AGUCCAAUACUACCAAAAUCAGAGUCCAUCGUUUUCUCUCCCAAGAAACUAUCCGUCCGAUAAACCUCCACCUUGCCCACCGCCAGCUAAAGGCCCCUUCCAACGGCCCUGAUUUCGCUCCUGCAGAAAGCACAGAGCACGCGUGAGUUUUCUCAGCAAUAAAUACACAGAAUCCUCGAGCGAGAUGCUGCGCAAAGUUCACUUUCACGUACCUUAUUCGUGUUCUUCACUUGCUUAGAACCAUUUGAAACGUUUGCUUCUCUCCUUCCCCUCCUCGAAGGGCUAUAAUUACUGGGACUCGAUCGUUGCUUCGCGUUUUUGUUUCUUUGCUCUCUCGGUUCUCAAUCUCUGGGACCAAAUCAGUCGAAAAUUCCUCCGGAGAACUCUCGUAGCUAUGCCUACAAACGAUGGCUUCUCAGGUGUAUCCAAUUGCUAUGUUUUCAAGAGCCGAUUACAAGAGUAUGCGCAAAAAAAGGGACUGCCAACGCCUGUGUAUGAGACAAUCAAGGAAGGCCCUUCACAUGAGCCUUCCUUCAGGUCAACAGUGAUUGUAAAAAAUGUUAGAUAUGAUUCUUUGCCUGGUUUUUUCAAUCGGAAGGCUGCGGAGCAGUCAGCUGCAGAGGUUGCUCUAGUGGAGUUGGCUAAAUCUGAUGAAGUUAAUGAAUGCAUUUCUCAACCUGUUCAUGAAACAGGACUUUGCAAAAACUUGCUUCAGGAGUAUGCACAGAAGAUGAAUUAUGCAAUUCCAGUGUACCAGUGUCAAAAGAACGAGACCCCUGGUCGAACUACACAUUUUAAAUGUAAUGUUGAGAUUGGUGGGAUUCAGUAUAUUGGAGCAUCAGCAAAGACAAAAAAGGAAGCAGAGAUUAAAGCUGCUAGGACUGCUUUGUUAGCUAUACAGUCAAGUGCUUCUGACCCAUCUCAUAAAUCAGCUGCCAACCAUCAGUUAACAGUAAUUCCGUUCAGAAAGAGGGGAGCGGAAACAAUUGGUGUGAUAGAGGAGGCUGCAAAUGUUCCCAAGGCAAAGAAGGGUCGAUUCAAAAAGAAAAUGUUGAAACACAAAUUCUCUGGCGACAAAGUAGAUCAUAAUCAAGGUGAAAGUGUAGGUAAUGUGGAUGUUAUUAUGGAUGGCCCAUCAGGAUCAGGGUCAGGGUCAGGGUCAGGGUCAGGGUCAGGGUCAGAGUCGGAUAAGGCUGAUGCAGCUGGAGUCCAAGGGACAGGUCAUUGUAUGUUAGCAAUAAUUGAUACAAGGAAUUUGGAAAAUGGGAGAUCUUCCAACUCAACCAGCGAGAGAGCAACAAGUGAUGCAACAGGUGCUUUGACUUGCCAUAUUUCUGGUGAUUUUGGAAAUGGAUUGUCACCAACUGUGGAUUUUAAUGAGAGUAACCAUGGGAUGCCCACUGGAAUAUCUUCUGAAUCUAAUGGUGAUGCAGCUAAGGUGUCUGGACUUAGCCUUGCUUAGACAGGGCCUUCAGCUGUCAUGACCAGGUUAAAUCCAUUGGGACAGGGAAUCAGAUGAGGCGCAGUCAAAAGAUGGGAUUUGAUAGAGUAGAUGGGGUUUAAUGGGGAAUUAUUGGACUAGAAAGGUAGAAACAAUUGAGAUUAUAUUUAUAUAUUGACAUUCUGCGAAUUUGACGUCCGUUGUUUGAUUAGGGCGUCUUAGAAUUUUUGUUUAGGGGUUAGUAUCUAUUACAGCAUGGGGUGCUGUUUACAUUGUUCUAGUGGUAUUGGUUUGCAUUUUUGUUGAUCUCCCCUGUAUGGGAACGAACUAUUUAUUUUACUAUGAGACAUUGGACUGAUGAGAUGGGCUAUCUUUGCAAUCAUUCAUGCAAUUUAUGUAACUUGCUUGAUAUUAUUAAUAGUUUCUCCUCUC